AUGGACACUCUGCGUCGUAACAGAGGUGUCUUUAGGGUUUCAGUAUGUGGGCAAGAGGAGUUAGAGCAGCUCUCAAGAGAUGGUAGCCAUUACAGUCUCUCAACAGGGAUUUUGCCUUCACUCGGUGCAAGAAGUAACCGAAGAGUUAAGCUCAAUAGGUUCAUUAUCUCGCCUUAUGACCGUCGUUUCAGAAUAUGGCAGACAUUUCUAGUUGUUCUGGUCAUCUAUACAGCUUGGGUAUCACCUUUCGAAUUUGGAUUUCUCAAAAAACCAGAGAGACCACUCGCCAUCUGUGACAAUGUUGUCAAUGCAUUCUUUGCUACGGAUAUUGUUCUAACCUUCUUUGUGGCUUACCUUGAUAAAACAUCCUACCUACUUGUUGAUGAUCGCAAGAAGAUUGCUUGGAAGUAUUCCACUUCCUGGUUGACUUUGGAUGUCAUAUCCACAAUCCCAGCUGAACUAGCUCGGAAGAUCUCCCCUAAAUUAUUCCGGUCCUAUGGCGUAUUCAACAUGCUUCGCCUUUGGCGUCUCCGACGAGUUAGUGCCCUAUUUUCUAGAUUGGAGAAAGAUAGGAACUACAACUAUUUCUGGGUUCGAUGUGCUAAACUAAUAUGUGUCACACUUUUUGCAGUACACUCUGCUGGAUGCUUCUAUUAUCUUAUUGCUGCAAGCUAUCAUGAUCCACAAAGGACAUGGAUUGGAUCAGCUCUAGGAGACAAUUUCUUAAAGCAGAGUAUCUGGAGAAGAUACGUGACUUCCAUUUACUGGUCUAUCACUACUCUAACUACUGUGGGCUAUGGCGAUUUGCAUCCUGUGAACACAAGGGAGAUGAUGUUUGACAUCUUCUACAUGCUCUUCAACCUUGGAUUGACGGCAUACUUGAUUGGAAACAUGACGAACUUGGUUGUGCAUGGAACUAGUCGAACUAGAAGAUUUAGAGAUACCAUACAAGCUGCUUCAAGUUUUGCUCAGAGGAACCAGCUUCCUGUUCGCCUACAAGAUCAGAUGCUUGCACAUUUGUGCUUGAAGUUCAGGACAGAUUCAGAGGGACUGCAGCAGCAAGAAACGCUUGAUUCCCUUCCAAAAGCCAUCCGUUCAAGCAUUUCACAUUAUCUUUUCUACUCUCUUGUGGACAAGGUCUACUUGUUUCGAGGGGUUUCCAAUGACUUGCUUUUCCAGUUGGUCUCAGAGAUGAAAGCUGAGUAUUUUCCUCCCAAAGAAGACGUGAUCUUGCAGAAUGAAGCACCAACAGACUUUUAUAUACUUGUUACUGGUGCUGUGGAUCUACUUGUUAUGAAAAAUGGAGUCGAACAGGUUGUUGGCGGGGCAAAAACUGGUGAUCUUUGUGGUGAAAUUGGAGUACUUUGUUAUAGGCCACAGCUCUUCACAGUGCGAACCAAAAGAUUGAGCCAAUUACUACGACUGAACCGUACUGCAUUCUUGAAUAUUGUUCAGGCCAACAUUGGAGAUGGGACCAUAAUCAUGAAUAAUCUCCUUCAGUACUUGAAAGAACUAAAAGACCCAAUUAUGGAGGGAGUAUUGCUGGAGACAGAGAACAUGCUGGCUCGUGGUAGAAUGGACCUACCUCUAAGUCUAUGCUUUGCAGCACUAAGGGGAGAUGAUCUGUUGUUGCAUCAGUUGUUGAAACGAGGCCUGGAUCCAAAUGAAUCAGACAACAAUGGGAGGUCAGCAAUGCAUAUAGCAGCGUCCAAAGGAAGUGAGAACUGUGUGCUACUUCUACUGGAUUAUGGAGCAGAUCCGAACUGCCGAGUUAUAUUCUUGCCAAAUGAGGAUUUAAUUAUUUGGAGGGUGCAUGCAGACUCGGAUGGAAAUGUACCACUAUGGGAGGCAAUGCUGGGAGUUCAUGAAGCAGUGACUAAACUACUGAUAGAAAAUGGUUCAAGCAUACAUCAUGGAGAUGUGGGCCAUUUUGCGUGCACUGCUGCCGAGCAAAACAACUUGAACUUGCUCAAGGAAAUUGUUCGAUAUGGAGGGGAUGUGACAAGUCCGAGGAACAACGGGACCACUGCUCUACACGUAGCAGUUAGUGAAGACAACACCGAGAUAGUCAGAUUCCUCUUGGAUCAAGGUGCUGAUAUUGACAGACCAGAUGUCCAUGGUUGGACUCCAAGGGAUCUAGCUGAUCAACAAGGACACGAAGAAAUAAAAUUCAUUUUCCAAACUCGUGUAGAGGCCAAAAAGCAAUCCUUUGUUGCUAUUCCUGAGAAGCAGGAACAUGGAAUUCGAUUCCUUGGGAGGUUUACCAGUGAGCCCACUAUUCGGCCUGUGUCUCAAGAAGGUUCAUUCCCAGCUACAGAUGGAUCAUGGAGCCAGACCCGUCCGAGGCGCAGAACAAAUAAUUUUCACAAUUCACUCUUCGGGAUGAUGUCAGCUGCCCAAAAGGGGGAGAAAGACAUGCUGUUCUCAAUCAGCCAUCCUAAUCAUGGAGCUAGUCCCGCUAGAGUGACAAUUAGUUGCCCAGAAAAGGGAGAAGUUGCAGGAAAGCUCGUUCUACUUCCUAGUAGCUUUCAGGCAUUGCUUGAGAUUGGUGCUAAAAAAUUUGGGAUCUCACAUGCCAAAGUAAUGAGCAAGGAUAGAGCUGAAAUUGAUGACAUUGAGGUGAUUAGAGAUGGUGAUCAUCUUAUAUUUGUUACUGAGGGAAUGCAAGACACUAACAACCAAGACACAUAA
This is a messenger RNA of Dovyalis caffra, 2691 nucleotides long. NCBI's taxonomy places the organism in Eukaryota, Viridiplantae, Streptophyta, Magnoliopsida, Malpighiales, Salicaceae. The record is from the annotation of a GenBank genome assembly.